Molecule: messenger RNA, 1854 nt
Organism: Rangifer tarandus platyrhynchus (Svalbard reindeer)
Lineage: Eukaryota; Metazoa; Chordata; Mammalia; Artiodactyla; Cervidae
Source: the annotation of a GenBank genome assembly
AUGAGGAGCCUGGGCCCCUCAGGCGCAGGCCUUGUUUGGCUUGGAGAGGCUCACAGCCUGAGUCGUAAAGAAGAGAAUCAGAAACUCAGCCAGGGCUCUGCGUUCCCCAUGUGUCCCCUCAUCCCCCAGUGGUCAGAGCGCUCCUCUGGAUUGGGCCGGCAUGCCCCCGAGCUGCUGGGCGUGUGUGUUUCUGAGCGGCUCCUCCCUGGGUGCUCCGUCCAGUUCAAAGACGGCCACCCCACAACCGGUGCCACUGGGGGAAGCUCCGGAGGCUGCCGAGCUCAGCAGCCCGAGGGCUCGUGGUCCUCCUGGCUCCAGACCGGCCGUGAGGCGGGCGACGGAGCAGCGGCUGGAAGAAGGGCACAGGCCGGAGAACACCGACAGCUCCGCGGGACCCACGUCCGAGGCGCAGACGGGACACUGCCGAAGCGCACGCGGGAGGCCCGGGUGUGGGGCCGCGGCCCCCAGCUGGGCAAGGCCUUGGCAGACUUCUCGGAGGAGGAGCCGCUUCCCCUGUUGGAUGACAGAUUCUCCCUGGGCGAAGUCAAGCUCCCGCAGGCGGGGCCCUGCCUGAUGUGCGCGUGUUCUUCUGGGAUCGCCUUCUCAGAAGACCACCUUCUUCUGAGUGGAUCACCCCUGCCUUCGGGGAAGAGCAGUCAGUCAUCUGGCAAGAGCUCCAACCUGGAAAGACAUCAGAAGGGGAGAGGAGAGGGGAGCUGGGACGGGAAAGCGGCCAGCGCCUUCGCAGGGUGCACGCCGCAGGACGGAGCGGUGGCUGGCGCUCCCUCUCAGCCCGAGUCUGCGGAGUAUCCUCAUCUCCGCAACGGAGCAACACCUCCCCACCUGGCCUCCUGUCUCGGGGAGGUCACAGAGCGUGAGAGCAGGGCACCAGCAGGGAGGGACCAGAGGAGGAAGACAGCAUCGGAGCCGGUGGCCCCUCUGUGCACCCACCCUGGGGCGGCUCCUGUGGGCAGCUUCUCCAGGCUGGCUUUCGUCUCCACAAGGGCACGAGAAUUCCAUGGGACAGACGCGAAGUGGCUGGGGCUGGGGCUCAGUCACGCAGGAGCAGGGGCUGGGAAGGCCAAGCGCCAGGCCUCGGUGCGUGAGCCAGGAGCGCUGGAGCAGCCAGAGGACCCCAGCUCCACACCCACCAACUUCCUGACCCUUUGUCGUGCGUCCCGGGCUCUGGAAGGUGCAGGGCAGUCCCGGCACCUGACCGUGCUGUCCGGGGGCCACGGGCACCGGGAAGAGCAGGCGGAGGUCGGCUCAGAGCCAGGAGGGUGGACAGGGGGUGAGCGAGUCCUCCGGGGCCUGGGUCUGGGACUGGGGGGCCCAGGGUCAACAAUGCGCCACAGCUGUUGCACCCGCUGCGCUCGAGUCUGCACUUUGCGGCCACCGAGCCUGUGUGCCCUGGCGCCCACGCUCCACACGGAAGAAGCCACUGCAGUGGGCUUCUCUGCAGAGGUUGCAGAGCGCAACCUCACCUACCGCAGCCAGAGACCCAGUGCCGCCAGAAGGCAAUUAAAGCUUGGAGACUCCCAGGAGCUGCGUCCGCCCUUCCAGUGGGUGCCGUGGACCGAGGCGUCCACUUUUCUUGGUCCUCAAGGAGGCUCCAGAUGCCUCUGGCUGCCACCCGUGGACCCUCUUCCUAUGGAGGACCCGGCUCGGGGAGCACCCGCACGCGCUGCUGCAAACUGCGGCUUUUAUCUACGUCUUUGUCCUAAGGAGGAAAGGACUCCUGUGCGGCAGAAGGACCAGAACCCGUGGGGGCCAGCGAAGCUCCUCUCAGGAGGCUUGAGGACACGCAGCGAGGGGCCCGAGGAGGACCUGUGUGAUGAACACUGCCGGACCUGA